AUUUUUAAACUAAAAGGAAACAAAAUCAGGGCUCACUUGUGUGUCAUCUGUCUCGCUACGCAGUGUGGCUGGGUGAAAUGCAGUAGCUGUCGCCGCCAUCUGUCACUCACAGGUUGUUAUGGAUUCUCAGCUUCUACGAUUUAAACCAGCACACUCUCUCCAUUUUCGUUCCUUCACUGCCCCUCAUUUCAUCCGUAUUUCAUCACUCUCUUUUCCUUCAGGAUUGGAUUCUAAGAGAAUAAAGUGUGCAAUGAAGUCUUACAAGUUAUCUGAACUUAGUCAUGCUGAAGUAGAAAGCUUGAAGGCUCGUCCUCGCAUAGAUUUUUCUUCCAUAUUUGGCAUGAUCCAGCCGAUAGUUGACGAUGUCCGCACCAGAGGCGAUGCUGCAGUUAAAGUUUAUACCGAAAAGUUUGAUAAAGUUAAGCUAGAGAAAAUUGUUGAAAAUGUCUCAAAGCUUCCUUAUCCAGAGCUUGACCCAACUAUUAAAGAGGCGUUUGAUGUGGCAUACAACAAUAUAUAUGCAUUUCAUCUUGCCCAAAAGUCAGCAGAGAAGAGUGUUGAGAAUAUGAAAGGUGUUAAAUGCAAAAGGGUGGCUAGGAGUAUUGCUUCUGUUGGUCUUUAUGUACCAGGGGGAACUGCUGUUUUGCCUUCAACUGCUCUAAUGCUUUCUGUUCCUGCACAGAUUGCUGGAUGUAAAACUGUUGUUCUAGCAACUCCUCCAAGCCAAGAUGGUGGCAUAUGUAAGGAGGUACUAUAUUGUGCCAAAAAGGCUGGUGUGACUCACAUUCUUAAAGCUGGUGGAGCUCAGGCCAUUUCAGCCAUGGCUUGGGGAACAGAAUCUUGCCCAAAGGUUGAGAAAAUUCUCGGACCUGGAAAUCAGUAUGUAACAGCUGCCAAAAUGAUGCUCCAAAAUAGUGAGGCUAUGAUUUCAAUUGACAUGCCGGCUGGCCCUUCAGAAGUUUUGGUUAUUGCUGACAAACAUGCCAGUCCUGUACAUAUAGCUGCAGAUUUGCUAUCCCAGGCUGAGCAUGGCCCUGAUAGCCAGGUUGUUCUUGUAACAGCUGGUGAUGGUGUGGAUCUCAAGGCUAUCGAGGAGGAAAUUAAUAAACAGUGCCAAAGCCUUCCGAGGGGAGAUUUUGCAUCAAAAGCACUAAGCCAUAGUUUCACUGUUCUUGCUCAUGAUAUCAUUGAGGCAAUCUCCUUCUCAAAUUUAUAUGCACCAGAGCACCUGAUCAUGAAUGUGAAGGAUGCGGAGAAAUGGGAGGGUUUUGUUGAGAAUGCUGGUUCUGUGUUCCUAGGGCAGUGGACGCCAGAGAGUGUGGGAGACUAUGCAAGUGGGACAAACCAUGUUCUUCCAACAUAUGGCUAUGCAAGGAUGUAUGGUGGGGUGUCUCUUGAUUCUUUCCUUAAGUACAUGACAGUACAAUCUUUGACAGAAGAAGGCUUAAGAAACCUUGGCCCAUAUGUGGCCACCAUGGCUCAAGUUGAGGGGCUGGAUGCUCACAAACGCGCCGUGACUCUCAGACUUGAAGAUAUCGCGACCAAUCAUGCUUCAAGUGUGAGAUGAUGUAUGUCCAACAGAUCCCAUUGCUGUCCCUUGCACUGCCAUGCAGGUGAUCUUAGAGACUUGGGUUUCUUUUAAUUUUCCAUUUCAUUGGAUGAUUCCUGAGAAACUCAUGAAUGGAGGACACCAUUUGCUCUGAUGAAGUAUUAUUAGCUAUGAACAGGGAAGAAAAAGGGCUUUUAAUACUGGGAAAUAAAGCUAUUUAUAUCUAUGAUGUGUUUU
This is a messenger RNA of Durio zibethinus, 1786 nucleotides long. Its product is annotated as histidinol dehydrogenase, chloroplastic-like. Gene Ontology annotation, cellular component: cytoplasm; cytosol; chloroplast stroma. The record is from RefSeq and is a predicted model, not a curated record. Lineage: Eukaryota; Viridiplantae; Streptophyta; Magnoliopsida; Malvales; Malvaceae. Gene Ontology annotation, molecular function: metal ion binding; histidinol dehydrogenase activity; NAD binding. Gene Ontology annotation, biological process: L-histidine biosynthetic process.